Leptidea sinapis is the source of this 3958-nucleotide messenger RNA. It is a transcript of the gene Dok, whose product is annotated as docking protein 2. The coding region runs from base 220 to 1851 and encodes 543 amino acids. Gene Ontology annotation, biological process: cell surface receptor protein tyrosine kinase signaling pathway; positive regulation of MAPK cascade. Lineage: Eukaryota; Metazoa; Arthropoda; Insecta; Lepidoptera; Pieridae. Gene Ontology annotation, cellular component: cytoplasm. The transcript has 2 exons. The record is from RefSeq and is a predicted model, not a curated record.
GAGUGAUGACUGAUGGAUCAUGGAAUGGAAUAUAAAAAAGUAAAAACCUAGGUACCGAAAUCUGGAUACUACUGAGUUGAUGAAUUAUUAUUGAUGCGUGAUGAUCGGUAAUCCAAUCAAAAAUAGGAAUGCAAUCUUACCACGGAAAUUAAAAAAGAUAGUUUGGAAUGUUGUGCUUAUGGACAUAAAAGUUAAGAAUUACUAGGCAGAAAUCAAAACAUGGACCAAGACGAGCUUAAGUCAGGUUGCCUUUUGUUCCCACCAGCCGGGGGAAAUGUUUUUAGUAAAUUUCCAAAAAAGAAAAACUGGCAACAAAAGUAUUGUGUCUUAUUCAGUGCAAGUAAACAAGGUAUAGAAAGAUUGGAAAUAUAUGACAAUAAAGAAGAGGUGACCACUGGUGCCAUUCCUAAAAUUAUAACACUAGAAAACUGUAUUAAAAUAACACACUCUAGUCCUAACACAAUUACCAUAUUGACUAAGACACUAACACAGCAGUUAAGUGCUUUAUCAGAAGCUGAGACUUUAGAAUGGGUAACAGCACUGCAGUCUGUCGCAUUCAGAGGUAGUUCAUGCAGUCCUAUUAGUUGUGAUGAAGAUAAUGAUCUGUAUUGUUCAUCUGGUGAAGGAGUAUUUUCAGUGAAAAUGUGUGUCUCAGAAGCUUCAACAAGGUGUGGUUUUGAGUCUGUUAGAUAUUUGCUUUUACUGACGGCAACAGCUAUAGAAUUGAGAGAUAUUAAUGAUAAUAAACUUUAUGCUACUUGGCCUUAUAGAUACAUAAGACGGUAUGGUUAUAGACAAGGCAAAUUUACAUUUGAAGCUGGUCGAAAAUGUGAUACAGGUGAAGGGAUCUUUCAUUUAGAACAUCCUAACCAAUCUGAAAUUUUUAAAUGUUUGUCUUUGAAGAUGAAGACAAUGAAGCAAAUGAUUGGAAAUGACAACUUACAUAGCCCUGAACAUUCUGAAUUUAAUAUUCAACCAUGUGUUAACUUGUUCCCUGGUUCAAGAAGUCCCUUAGUUGCUGCAAGGCCUGAAGAUCUCAAUUUAAGUUCACUGUCAUUUAAAACAAGUUCCAUUUCCAGCCAACAAACCAUAAGUACAGAGAGAGAUUCGGCUCCACUACUUAUGCCUAAACCAGCCCUCAAACCAAAACCCCAGAAACCUCCAAGAAAAAUUAUCAAUGUCCCCAAAGUUAAAGAUGUUUCAAGCUCUAUAGAUGAUAGUAUAGACUUUGGAAGAUAUAAAAAACUUGAUAAUUACGAACCCAUUGAACAAAUUAGGAAAGAAAGUCCUCCCUUAGUGCCAUAUGAUAAAGUUGAAGUAAGAAGUGAAGCAUGGAAAACUUUAGGAAUUGAUGAUCCAGACCAUACUGAGUUCACUCCAAAUUUGGGUGACAGUUCAAACUGCAUGAAACUUAUAUCGAGAUCACAAGACAAUUUAAACACUUCUGGCCCUGAGUCAUCAAGAAUAAUCCUGUUACCCAGUCCUAUUGUUGAUCCAGAAGAUGAAAAUUAUGAUCGUUUGCAAUAUUUUGGUUCAACAAGUAAAUUGAAUAAAUCUUCAAAGUAUAAAAAAGUUGAAGCUAGGCCAACAACACUGUCCUUGAAUGAUUCAAAGAGUAAAGAUACAUGGAAUGAUUAUGAUGAGGUUGAAAAUGUAAUGCAGCCGGCACGGCUGGCUGAUGAUUCACACCUAGGAUAUGGUAUGAUAAGAAAGCCCAACACACCUGGCCCUCAGGUACCAUCAGCAGCACAAGCUCAAGUCCUGCAAAAUCAAAUUGGUAUUGAAGAUGUCACUCAUAACAAUUGUAAUGGUACAGAUUAUGCUGUUGUAAGCCGUCCCAAAAGGGUUUAAACUUUAAAGAGUAUAAUCAUAGUUUUUAAGACUGAAAUGACUAUGUUAUGGUAACAAGUAUUCUUUUUAUAUAACCGUAAAUAAAAUAACUCAAAUAAUACUAUCAAUUUGACUAUUGGAUUUUUCAAGAUUUUAUAAAGCUUGAUAAUAUGACCAUUUGAAAAUUAAAGACUGCCAUACAUUCCUUUAUUGAUUUAGACAUUGUGUAAGUACUUUAUAUAGGAAAUUUUUAUAUGUGUAUGAAAACAUCGAAUUUCAAUCAACUAUGUGAUUUUAGUGCCUUAUAUUUUUAUAGUAUUUUUUAAUAAUAUAGGAUUAAUAUUCCAAAUAUAAAUCAUUUGUUAAAUAAUAUGCUGUCUCUUUUUUAAGGACUUUACAUAUUAGUUAUAUACCAUUAGUUUUUAAUUACCAAAAAGAAGUUUGGCAAUGUAGAAUGCAGACAUUAAAUGAAGUAUUAUAUAAUAAACUUUCAAAGUACUGCCUAUUAUGGCCUUAAUAAUGACUCACUACAUUCUGUUUAAGUGCAAGGCAGUGAAAGCAAGGGGCAGAGAAUAGAGUAGUGGGGCUUGUGGAGUUAUUUUUGCUAAGAAAUUACAUACACAGUUAAAGUAAUUGAAUAUGUCAAUGAUUUGCUGUUUUGAUACAGAAAUUUUAAAAUAGUGGUUGUAUAUCAAUGGUUACCUUGUGUAAGUGGUAUAUAAUCUUAAUAUAUAUAAAUUACAUGACACAUUGUUUGUCCGCGAUGGACUCCUAAACUAAUGAACGGAUUUAAAUGGGGAUUACUUCAUAGGGUGCUGUUAGGUCCAACUUGAGAGAUAGGAUACUUUUUAUUUCGAUUUGGGACCCAUAAUUAUUUUUAUUUCCAAUAUUAGUUUUGUAUGGAAAUAUUUUCUAUGAGAGAAUUUAUUGACACACAGUUUGACAGUUCUGCUGUGAAACAAUUUCACUAUAACAACAACGAGCAUACGUUAAGAAAGAAUUCUUGAUGUUAGGAAAUAUUAUUGACAAUUCAUAAAAAACAGUAUUUUAUUUAUUAUACAUACAGAACAAUGUCUGUCGAGUCAGCUAGUAUCUUAUAUUUUUUUGAUGCCUAUAUCAUUUUUCUGAACAUAAGAACAUGUGUAAAAUAUCAGUAUUGGAUAAUCUAAUAUAACUUCUAAUAAUUCUUACAGCAAUUAUUUUAUAUGAAUGAAAUGUAACUGAUAUUACAUAAUGAAUGGUUUUGCAAUUUUCGCCUAGGACAAUGAGCCCCAAUACACACACUUGAGUCAUGUUUUGUGUGUGCUUAUAACACACAUUCUCUCCUAUUUAGUUUAUUUUAUCAUAUUGAUUAACAGUCAUGCUUAAGUACAAUAGAGUUUCUUAUAUGAGCCCAGUGUGGAGUGAGGAUCUCUUCUCAUGGCUAUCAUAUAACUUACUUGGAUAGCAUUGAGUGUGUUACAAGGUAAUUUCUUUAUUAACACUAAUUAUAAUCUAGGCCUGUUGGAGAGAGGAAUGGAGUACAAAUACAAUGAGUAUGAAUGAAUGUUGUUUGUUUUCAACCAAGGGGAGAAUGCCAGUGUAUGUGGCAUGAGGCCCUCAGCCGCACCCAAGUAGGGGAUCACACCUGAGUGUCACACUUUAUGCACCUUCAAGAAUGAAAAAAAUAAUUUUACAAAUUUAACUCAGCUAUUUAAUGUGUUUCAAAGCCCCUUUUAAUGAAUAUUGAGACUUCAUUCAGUUUGUGAAAUAUAAUAAAUUGGACAUGGAUUUUUAUACAAUCCACAAAUUUGUACAAAAUAAAUGAAACAACUCUGUUGUCACACCAUUACAAGGCAAUUUUCGAGGUAUUAAUACAUUUUUUACAAUAUUGAUGUUAAUAGAGAAAAUGUUAAAAAACACAUGCAUAUUCCUUUUUUGUCAUUAUGUUACAUUAGUAUAUGUAUUAUAAUAUUGGUGCCAAUUUAUAGUAGUACAUAAGACAAAAUGGUGCUUUGAUUAUAUUAGCACAAAUUAGUUUUAGUUAUUGAUGUAGGUAUAUGUUAAAGAAUACUUUAUUUAUAGUUUUGCCAUAUUGUGAAGAUGUUUAGUGUUAAUCAAUUUGAAAUAAAAAUAUUAUAUUGGAUAA